GACGUUUAUCCAAACGCUGGCCAAGCACCAAUAAAGACCCGAAGCUCUCUGGUAGGGACCUUAACGGCAUUCCCUUCAUGUGCACUGGACGAUCGUAAAAUAUCUCAACAUCUCUACUGGUGCUCACGAUGAAACUUGUUGCCUCAUUCGUCGCGUUGGUUAGCCUUUUUCACAUUUCUAGGGGUGCGAAUUGGCCCUUCGAUGUUACAACGAUCUCGGCUCCGGAUGGCUCUAUCACUGCCAAGUUCGUGUCCUUCGGUGCGACUAUGACUGAGCUCUGGGUUAACGACAAACACGGUCAAGCUCGCGAUAUCAUCCUGGGUUAUGACGAUAAUUCUCAGUUGUUGACGGAUCCAGCACAUCCUGUGUUUAACCCAAUUGUUGGUCGUUACGCUAAUCGUAUCAAGAACGGCUCGUUCUCUAUUCCAAUUACCAAGGAUCUUCAACCAGAUGGUCCUAAUGUAUAUCAUAUUCCUACGAAUGAUCAUGACGGCCAAGACACUCUUCAUGGUGGUAUACACGGAUGGGACAGACGCAAUUGGACUAUUACGUCCAAAUCCACGACGAGUGUAACCUAUCGCCAUAUCGAUAAUGCGGAUGAAGGGUUUCCUGGCAUUGUCACCGCAUUCGCCACACAUACUGUUGAGAACGGUGGUAUUCUAAAGACAACGGUACAUGCUACAGCCACAGAGGAGACACCAAUAAUGCUCACGCAACAUAUUUACUGGAAUUUGGACGCGUUCCAAGGCAGCGAGGAUAUUCUAAACCACCACCUUCACAUCGAUAGCUCAAAAGUGGUCCGGGUAGAUGGAAAUGCCGUUCCUACAGGUCAAUUCAUCAAUGUCAACAACAGUGUCUUCGAUUUCCGCAUUCCAAAAAAGAUCAAUUGGGAUUGGAAUGCAACAGUCGGUUUGUGUGGAGGCGAAUGUCAAGGGUACGAUCACUGUUGGAUCUACGAUCAUGAUGAGAGCAGUAAACCUGGGGUCUCGCUUUGGAGCGAUGUAUCUGGGAUUAGGCUGGACGUCACGACGGAUAGCCCUGCUGUUCAAGUUUAUACCGCUUUCUGGCUGGACACUCCUCGCAAAGUCGUCCAUGGAGGCCCUGGUCUUAACUAUACGAGUUUUGCUGCGGUGGCAAUCGAGCAGGAAGGCUACAUCGACGCUGUCAAUACGCCUGAAUGGGGUGUCGAUCAGAUCUACGGCCCGGAUAGAGAUUUUGAAUGGAACUCCACUUACAAGUUUUCCCUUGUACAUUGAGACGCGAAUGGAAUGGUAGGAACCAUGAUUUUAGUACUUUGCGAUACGGCCAGGUGGGAUUUGUUGAUUGUGUGACAGACGGCAUACGCGCCUGGAUGAAUGGAUGAUCGAAUGCACAGUAAACAAGUCCGUUCAAG
Messenger RNA from Somion occarium, 1393 nucleotides. The record is from the annotation of a GenBank genome assembly. Lineage: Eukaryota; Fungi; Basidiomycota; Agaricomycetes; Polyporales; Cerrenaceae.